Trichogramma pretiosum is the source of this 1298-nucleotide messenger RNA. RefSeq names its product protein Hook homolog 3-like. The coding region runs from base 126 to 1298 and encodes 390 amino acids. The transcript has 9 exons. The record is from RefSeq and is a predicted model, not a curated record. NCBI's taxonomy places the organism in Eukaryota, Metazoa, Arthropoda, Insecta, Hymenoptera, Trichogrammatidae.
UUCAGGAUAAAAGUAAAAAUAGUUCGAAAAUAUAUCAUUUUGUAAGCAGCAUCGAUAAAAAGUUUAGAGAAAAAACCAAAGUAGAUAAGUCCAACUAAGGUUGGAUACUCGAAAGCUUAUAAACAAUGGACAGAAUGAAUGUUUUUAAUAAUCCAACAUUCCAAGCAAUCCAGACAAUUUUGACUCAAAAAGUGGAUCAAAUAACUGGAAGUGAAAUGAAAAAAGUUGAAUUACAAAGGAUGAACGAUGACCUUACCAUCAAAGUAUUGAAAAGAGAAUAUCUCGAGACAAAGCGGACUGUCAUAACUUCUAAAAAAAAGUUGGACGAAGCUCAUCAACAAGCAUCCAGUCGAACGGAGAUCAUCAAUCAGCUUGAACAAGCGAGAACUGCCAUUACAGCAAAAUUCGGUGAGCUACAGAGAUUUCAGUACGAAACUUUACUGACCAAUUUGAAUAAUAGUGAAAAUCGAUUGGUAAAUUGCAAAUCUAAAAACUCGGAACUAUCUAAUGUUUUACAAAUUAUAUUUGGAAAUGAAAGAACUAAAAAGAUUAUGAAAGAACAAAUCCAGAUAGAAAAAUUAAAUUUGGACCGUGAAAUUUCCAAACAAAUUGAAACAAGAGAAGAAGAUUUUCAAAAAUUAUCGAAAACCUUAUUUCAACUCCAAAAUCAAUUAAAUAGUUUGAAAGAUUUAAUACUCAAAAACGACGUUUUGGGAAAUCUGAACGAGCAGUUGGAUAAGAAAAAUUUUAGGAAAAAUGUAGUGCAAUUACGGGAAUCUGUAAAAAAACUUCAGGUUAAAAAAGAUGAAGUAUUACAAAAUGUAACCUUGAAUAAACUCAAAGUUUCAUUAAAAAGUAAAGAAAAAGAAUCGGCCGUAUUUGAAAAAGAACUACAAGAUAAGCUCAAAAAGUGUGCUGAUUUGCUGAAAAAGCAAGAGAAAGAAUUAUUAAAUUUGAGCGGAAAACAACAAAAAAUAGACAUUAAAGUUCAAGAUUUACAAAGUGAACGAGAUGCUUUGAAAGAAAAAUUAGUUUCCAAAAAUAACGAUGAAGAGGCGAAGAUUAAAAUGAGAAAUCAUCUUGUUAGUCCUUUAAAGAAGCAAUACUAUUCGUGGGAAAAUAUGAGUAAAAAUAACAGCUCUACAAAUAAAUCUUUGCCGUCUCCAAAGCCAAAAUCUCAGCUAUCCUCGAGUCAAAAAGCUAAAACUGUUCAUUUUGCAUUGGAUGCCGAUUCGUCAGAUUCUGAAGACGAUCUUCUAAUUGACAAGCUUAUGCAGCUCAACAUACACUCCCAAUAA